AUGACCCAAAGGGCGAUCCGGCUGCUGGUUCCGGGCGGAAGAACCGCUCUAACGGCGGGAAAAAACAUCCUACAGAAGGCGGGGCUCCACUCGGGCACCUCCCUGCGCCUCCGCUACGGCUGGUGGGCGUACGCUCUGGGGGAGAGGACCUCCCCCCGCCUCACCCACACCAGCAGGAUCAUCACGGUGGACGGGAACCUGGCCUCCGGCAAGGGGGCGCUGGCCCACAGCCUGGCCCAGAAACUGGGUAUGCUCUACAUGCCUGAGCCCGACACCUUCUACAUGGAUAAGAUGACGGGGGAGAAACAGCCCCUCCCGGUGGACUUUAACGGGAUGUGCAGCCUGGAGAAGUUCUACUCCGACCCCAGGGCUGCGGACGGGAACAGCUACCGGCUGCAGCUGUGGAUGUACCUGAUGAGGCUGCUGCAGUACGCCGACGCCAUCGAGCACCUGCUCACCACCGGUCAGGGGGUGAUCCUGGAGCGUUCCCCCUUCACCGACGGCCCCGCGGAGGAGGUGCAGAAGAGGCUGAAGCAGAGCGGGAAGAAAGUUGGACAGAGCCAAGAAGCCUUUUCCGAGUCCAGUAAAACAUGUGGACUGGAGGGUAUGCUCUACAUGCCUGAGCCCGACACCUUCUACAUGGAUAAGAUGACGGGGGAGAAACAGCCCCUCCCGGUGGACUUUAACGGGAUGUGCAGCCUGGAGAAGUUCUACUCCGACCCCAGGGCUGCGGACGGGAACAGCUACCGGCUGCAGCUGUGGAUGUACCUGAUGAGGCUGCUGCAGUACGCCGACGCCAUCGAGCACCUGCUCACCACC
Messenger RNA from Menidia menidia (Atlantic silverside), 819 nucleotides. The record is from the annotation of a GenBank genome assembly. Lineage: Eukaryota; Metazoa; Chordata; Actinopteri; Atheriniformes; Atherinopsidae.